Leptomonas pyrrhocoris is the source of this 2850-nucleotide messenger RNA. RefSeq lists its product as hypothetical. Gene Ontology annotation, molecular function: protein binding. Bases 166 to 2850 code for a protein of 894 amino acids. The transcript has a single exon. Lineage: Eukaryota; Euglenozoa; Kinetoplastea; Trypanosomatida; Trypanosomatidae. The record is from RefSeq and is a predicted model, not a curated record.
GCGGGUUUCUGUCGGAACGACGCUGUGUCGAUCCAAACACGCCAAGCAAGGUAGGUCCGAACACGGCCCUGCUUCUACGCACUACUUCUCGCGGUCUUUGUUAGACAUAUACACACAACACAAGGAGAACCAAGGAGGCACGUCUUACCACCCCCCCUUUUCACGAUGUACACGACGCUCGGUCUCUCCGCAGAACAAGUGUACGGCGACAUGUACGCCGCCUGGCUCCGCGACACGCACGAGAAGAACAGCACGGAGGUGAAGCGGCUCUACACCGCCAUGAUCGACAAGGGCUUCGGUAAUCAGCAGGUCCUCCUGCGCCGCCAGAGGCUCGGUGCAAACUUCAUUAACAGCCUCGUACCGCUGCUACACCAGUCCACGCUCGUGAAGCUAGACCUGCACGGCAACGUGCUGCGCGAUGUCGGGUGUGAGCUGCUGGUACAGGUGGUACGAGACAUGCCGCACCUCACGUACCUCGACAUGGGCGCGAACGCGCUGGGCAACUCUUCCACGACCCCUGGAGGUGCUGGCGGGCGGCAGGCGACACGCGGCACGACAGGUGCGGCCGAGUCCGCACUGGGAGGGGGUAGCAUCGGCCUGCUGUCUCGGACGAAUGGAGGUGGAGGUGGUGGCAGAGGUGGAGGAGGCAGCAACGCCGCCCGCACCGGCAGCCGCUACCUCUCCGCGAUGCAAGGCCUCGGCACCGCCAUCGCCCAGCACAAGAAGCUGUCCGUACUCAUUCUCGGCUCCGCGAAGGAGGAGUCCUACGCGAACCAGAUUGAGGAGGUGGGGGCGGUGUGCAUUCUAGAGGGCUGCGUGCUGAGUCGCACCUUGAAGAGGUUGGACUUCAGCGGCAACCCCUUUGCAGUGAACUGCGUGGCACCGGUGGAGGUGGCGCGGCGAUCGGCCGGCGAGGGGGCGGACGGGUCGGACAGCGCAAACGGCGGUAGGGGAGGCGGCGUGGGGGCCGACAGCCCGGCGGCGGGCGGCGCGAGGAACGCGGGCCGACCUCGAAACAGCGGCGCAGCGUCCGCAGCGGCCACCACCCCUGCCAACGCGGAGGAGGGCCGCAGCAGCCAAGCGAGCAACGUGCAUAAGCGAAUGAUGAUGGGCGGCGGCGGCGGUGGCUACGGCACGCGGUCCGGCCCCCGCACCCCGGUCGAGCUCCUCGCCCAGCUCUUUCGCACCUCCACAACGCUCACCCACGCCCGCCUACGCGCGGUGGGGUUGAGUGACGGCGGGGCCGCGUAUUUGCUCGACGCCGCCGGUGCCAGUAACACGCUGCUGCGGCUCGACAUGAGCGAGAAUGGCCUCUCCUCCAGCGUGGCCGAGGCGGCGGGCCUGCUGCUGCAGCAGCGCACGGCCAUCUUCCGCACCGGAGGAAAGGGGUGUGCCUUGCAGUCGCUCGUGCUGUCGGACAACGACCUGCGUGACAACGGCGCGGCAGCUACGCAGGCUCGACGCGGCAGCUUCGGCUUCAACAGCUCGAGUGCCGGUGGCGGUGGGGAGAAGAGUCGGUUUGCGUCGAGCGCACCGCCGACGACCACCUCCGGCUCCCGCUACGUCAACCGCACCCGGGCUCUCCACCAGGGCACUGCCCCCACCGCGCCGUCGCCGUCGUCCCUCUCGCCCUCCUCCGCCGGCGGCUCCUGCGCGGCGUUUUAUGCGGCCUCGGCGGCGCAGCCCAACGCGCAGUGCGGCAUGCUCCUCUUCUUCUCCCUCGGCAAGGACCCGCUGCUCACGGCGCUUGUCUUGGACAACUGUGCGCUGGACGACACCGCGUUGUUCGCGCUGUGCCGAUCGCUGCUGACGAACGUCUCGCUCACCGUCCUGUCGCUGAAGGACAACCAAUUUUCGCCCGACGGUGCCGUGCAGCUCGGCCGUGCGCUGUGCCGCCACCCGUGUCUGGAGAAGCUCUUCCUCUCGGGAAACGCAAUUGAGGACGAGGGCGUGUGCGCGUUGGCCACCGCCCUCGGCUACCCGGAUGCCACGCUGAUCGAGUUGGACGUGGCCCGGACGUGGCUCGGCGACCGCGGCCUCAUCGCACUCGGUGUAGCCCUGCAAACGAACACCUCCCUGCAGGUGCUGCACGUCGCCGACAACCACUUCACGCAGGACGGCGGCGCCUCCUUUGCCGCGCUCUUCGACAACAACCGCCACGUUGUGCGCUGCGAGCUGAGCGGGACGAGCGUGCCGCAUCACGUCGUGCUGCGGCUGAAGCGGGCGACGGCGCGGAACCGCAAAAAGGCGGGCAACGCGACGUCGGACGCGCUGCAGGAGGAGGUGGUUCGUCUGCACUAUCAAAUGUAUAAGCUGUCAGAGGCGCAGCUGGAGCUGGAGGCGCUGCGGGAGAAGAACGCGGAGGUGAAGCGCACCACCGAGAGCUUCGACCUGCAGACGAAGCAGGGCCACAGCGACUUUGUGAAGCGGAUUCGCGAGUUGGAGGAUCAGAUCGGCAACGCGAAGGAGCAGGAGGUGCGGUACGGCGAGCAGACCGCGAAGCUGGAGGCGGACCUGCUGAAGGCGCAGGAGGCACACGCGGAUGACAUGGCCUUCGCGGCGGAGCGGUUGGCGGCCGAGGCGAAGCUGCGCGAGGAGGCCGAAGCGAAGUUCCAUCAGACGCAGCUAGAGUUGGAGGACUGGCGGAUGAACGGGGCGUCGCGUGAGGCGAAGAAGCGGGAGCACCUCGCUGAGAUGAAGGCGGAUCAGGAGGCGUGGUCGAGUCAGCGCAAGGAGUACAAGGAGCUCGCCAUGGAGCUGCAGCGCACUGUGGCGGAGCUGGAGGCGGCGGCCGCAGCGGCGAAGACAUCGACUUCCGGCAAGAAAGGCAAGAAGGGCAAGAAGAGCUAG